GUCGGCUGAAAAAGCUUAGGUUAGCAUGGAUACCUGGACCUUAGAUGCUGUCAGAUUGCGACGAAAUAAAUACGUGCGUUCAGUGAAACCUGUCAAGUCCAAGGCCAGCAGCACCAGGUACCUAUAAAAUCGACAAGCCACAUUCAUUACCCAGGAAUCGGGCAGGCAUAGUAAUCCAAACUCAUGUCUACUUGCCUAUCAAAUACGUAGAUGCAAGGAAUCGCCAUAGCAGCGGCAACACAUCCCGCUAUCGCUAUUGGUACGGGACCCUCUCUCGGAUGAUCGAUCUAGACUCUAAAAUAGCCGGGAACAACUGACAGGUUGCCGCAAGCGCAGGAAUAAAUCUCUCGCUAUUAUCAACCCUAUAUAUUCCUCCCGUCCACAUCCUCUACCUCGAUGACGAGCCGAUCGGCGCCUCGGAGACGCCAGACUCUGCGAAAUUCCCAUGCCGCUUCGCAAAAUGGCGCCGCUAUGACACCAAAGGUCAUCAAUGCCGGCCCUUCCCUCGAGAAGGCCGAGCUAUACGGCAUAGAUGAUCAACGACCAACCUUCUCCAAGAUCAUGGGUCUCGCCGGCCGCAUUUUCAUCGAGACUAUCCCGCAAUGGCUGGCCGUAGGCGCAAUGCUCGGCCUGAUCUUUGGCGGCUGCUGCUCGAACGUCUUCGCUCUCGAGGCCAUAAUCAAGGUUGAACCAGCAAGUGGAACGCUUCUGACCUUUGUGCAAUUCCUCUUCGUCGCCGUCACGGGAUACGUCUCACAAUUUGACUAUACACGCCCACCAUUCUUCAUCAAGCCAAACCGAGUCCCGAUCCGUCGUUGGCUGAUCAACAUCGUGCUUUUCUUCAGCAUCAAUGUGUUGAAUAACCACGCGUUCAGCUACGAUAUAUCUGUGCCGGUUCACAUCAUCCUGCGGUCCGGCGGGAGUAUUACGACAAUGAUCGCCGGUGGUUUAUAUGGCAAGAGAUAUUCUCGCAUACAGGUUGUCGCUGUUCUCUUGCUCACGGUUGGCGUUGUAACGGCCGCGUGGUCAGACGCACAAUCCAAGGAGACAAGCGCUGGUGAUCCCCACGGAAAUGUUCCCAAGUUUAGCACGGGUCUCGCGGUCCUCUUGAUCGCGCAGAUCUUAUCGGCCAUCAUGGGACUGUACACCGAAGAGACAUACAGGAAGUACGGACCGCACUGGAAAGAGAAUCUGUUCUAUUCUCAUCUGCUAUCAUUGCCGCUCUUUCUUCCGUUUUCGCGCUCCCUGAUCACGCAGUUCAUGCGUUUGGCUAGCAGCAAGCCACUCCCGUUACCUCUCCUGGCCGGACAGGCAAAUCUCUCGACCGUUCCGGCCACGGUACGGCAAAGGGUCGAGGGGAUCUACAUUCCUAGCCAAGUUGCCUACCUAGCACUCAACGUCUUGACACAAUACGCCUGUAUACGGGGUGUCAACCUUCUAGCUGCGGCGUCUUCGGCACUGACGGUCACGAUUGUGCUCAACAUUCGCAAGUUAGUUAGCCUACUGUUAAGUAUAUGGCUUUUCGGAAAUCGUUUAGCCACAGGUACACUCAUAGGAGCUAUCGUAGUGUUCUCUGCCGGUGGCCUUUACUCGUUGGAUUCCAAGAAAAAGGCAGUACCAAAGCCCAAGGCAGCCGGCGGAAAAGCGGGAUAGCCAGCUACGUCGCGUUGAGAUACGAGAGUAGGACUUGUUUCCCUCAUGAAACGGCCAAUAUAAAGUACGAUAUCAUAUAUAAGGCAUACGGCCUGCGAGAAAUGUGUCAUUUUGACGCGAAGUGAACACGAUCCGUAAGUCAGAUCGCCAACGAUGUUGUAAGCCAUGCCAUAAACAUACCGGUGAACAAGGUGCAAGGUGGUAGAUAUAUGCCUACACGCUUAGGUCUAGAUAUAUAUAUCAGGUGUCCAUCUAUCUUUUGACACCAUAUACUUAAUUUCUGGGGAGAGUAAAGAAGCCCUUGGCCAAAUCCGGUAUUUGGCCGUAAAUAGUCAUACACACGUCGUGUUUAUUCCGCAUGUGAC
Annulohypoxylon truncatum is the source of this 2018-nucleotide messenger RNA. Its product is annotated as UAA-domain-containing protein. Gene Ontology annotation, molecular function: UDP-N-acetylglucosamine transmembrane transporter activity. The record is from RefSeq and is a predicted model, not a curated record. Gene Ontology annotation, biological process: transmembrane transport. The transcript is spliced from 5 exons. Lineage: Eukaryota; Fungi; Ascomycota; Sordariomycetes; Xylariales; Hypoxylaceae. Gene Ontology annotation, cellular component: endoplasmic reticulum membrane; Golgi membrane. Bases 397 to 1653 code for a protein of 418 amino acids.